Messenger RNA from Cyphellophora attinorum, 813 nucleotides. RefSeq names its product Transport protein particle subunit trs31. Lineage: Eukaryota; Fungi; Ascomycota; Eurotiomycetes; Chaetothyriales; Cyphellophoraceae. The record is from RefSeq and is a predicted model, not a curated record. Gene Ontology annotation, cellular component: TRAPPII protein complex; TRAPPI protein complex; TRAPPIII protein complex. Bases 1 to 813 code for a protein of 270 amino acids. The transcript has a single exon. Gene Ontology annotation, biological process: endoplasmic reticulum to Golgi vesicle-mediated transport.
AUGGCCGCUCCGCCAGUAGUCCCGCCAUCGUACUACUCGCAACGCGCCCCAACUCAGUCGAUCUCCUCCCUCAACUCGCCCUCACCCUCCGCCAACACAUCCAAUCUCCCCACACGCCCGCUCUCCUCAUCCACCAGCGCCUCCACAUUCCGCACGCCCGCCUCACGCAAGACAAUCUACGACCGCCACCCGAACCGCUCCUCCCGCACCGAACUCUCCCGCUCCGCCUUCGCCUUCCUCAUCAGCGAAUCAAUAGCAUACCAUCAAAAGCGCGUCACCUCCGUCUCCGACUUCGAAGCCCGCCUCAACUCCCAAGGCUACCUCCUAGGCUCAAAAUGCCUCGACCUUCUCCUCUACCGCUCCACACCCAUGGGCAGCGGCAGCGGCACCUCGUCCUCCUCCACCUCGACCUCCUCGAACUACUCCUCCAAAGACGCCAACUUUCCAGUCCGACCACUGCGGAUUUUGUCGCUGCUGAAUUUGCUGACGACGAAACUCUACCCCCUCCUCUUCUCCCGGCCCGCGGAUAGUCUCGAGCAGAGCACGACGAAUAAGAACGAGUACAUGAUCAUCGACAACACGCCGAUGACGAACGCGUAUAUCUCUGUGCCGAAGGAGCUGAGUCAGUUGAGUGUGGCGGCGUGGAUCGCGGGCGUGAUUGAGGGGGUGUGUGAUGGGGCUGGGUUCGAUGCGAAGGUCAGCGCGCAUAAUAAUGGGACGGAUGCGUGGCCGGGGAGGACGGUGUUUUUGUUGAGGUUUGAGGAGGGGGUUGUGAGCAGGGAUGGGGAGUUGGAGAGGCAGGGCGUGAAGUGA